This is a messenger RNA of Hyalella azteca, 1888 nucleotides long. RefSeq names its product protein ALP1-like. The transcript is spliced from 4 exons. The record is from RefSeq and is a predicted model, not a curated record. Lineage: Eukaryota; Metazoa; Arthropoda; Malacostraca; Amphipoda; Hyalellidae. The coding region runs from base 147 to 1688 and encodes 513 amino acids.
CAGAAUGAACUAAUAUUGCAGCAUGAAGUGGUUCAUGAGCUACUGUUAAUAUCAAUUUUGACAGACCUGUAGUACAUUUGCACUUUCUAAACCUUCCCGAAUAAGAGAUAAAGACAAAUAUUCAAUCAAUUAUCAACUGGAAUCCCAUGGCGUCCAACACCAAAGAAUGCCCUGUCCAUUCCUAUGUCAGGAGUGAUGAGAGUUUGGAGCACAACCUGCCCCUGAUGCCUGCUUGUGCAAUCAAAGUUGAGUCCAAAGCCUUGGACAUGGAUACUCCCAAUCCAGUCAUCCAAGUCCCUGAAAUCUACAUCAAGCAGGAGCCUGAAAAUGAGAACUCGGAUGUAACUGUGAAGGAGGAACCAUUUCCAUAUGGUUCUCAGAAGGAUGCUGAUGUGUCAGCCCUGGCAUCAGCUGCUGGCGACGCUGGGUGCAAACGGCGGGCCUGCAGAGACUCAAUCCGUGAACCACCUGAGCCUCAGGAGAGGCAAGUAUACAGAGCAAGAACAUAUAUGAUGGAGAGCUCCUCGUCUGACGAGGAUUAUUUGCUGCUAGACAGCAUCCUUCCAAAAGUUAAAAGGAAACGAAUGCCAGUGCAUGACAUUAAUAGGAGGAGGAAAGACUUGGGAGAGUACCAUCAUCUUUUCAGAGAUCUCAAAAAUGACAAAUCACGUUUUUUUGCAUACGCAAGGAUGACACAAGAGACCUUCAACUACAUUCUGAAGAGAGUUGAACAUCGACUUGUGAAACAGUGGUGCAACUUGCAUCAACAACCUAUUCAACCUGAAGAACGGCUUAUUAUAACUCUUAGAUAUCUGGCCACUGGGGCAUCAUUUCAUACCCUUUCAUUUUCAUUUCGAGUGGGGGUGUCUACAGUUAGUAAGAUUGUUUCAGAAACUGUUGGGGCAUUGUGGGAAGAACUGCAUGAGCAACACAUGCCAGUACCCACAAAGGAAUGUUUCAGAAAAAUUGCUGAAGAUUUCUACAAAAUUUGGAACUUUCCUAAUUGCAUUGGCUCAAUAGAUGAUAAACACAUACGUGUUAAAUGUCCAAGCAAUUCAGGAUCUAUGUAUUACAACUACAAACAGUUUUACUCCAUUGUCCUUCAAGCAGUGGCUGAUGCUAACUACAAAUUCGUUUUCAUAGACAUAGGAGGUUUUGGCAAACAAAGUGAUGGCGGAACAUUCCAAGCCUCGGAGCUUUCCGAGGCUUUGAAAUAUAGAAAUUUGGAUAUUCCUGAGCCGGCCUUCCUACCAAAUACAGCAGUCAAAGUACCAUACGUACUUGUGGGGGACGAAGCAUACCCACUAAUGCCAUUUUUGCUAAAACCAUAUGGAGGGCAUAACCUAACUAUUGAAGAUAUAACCUUCAACCAAUGUUUGUCAAGAUGUCGGAAAACCAUUGAAUGUGCAUUUGGAAUAAUAUUCAGUAAAUGGCGUUUAUUAGCGACAUGUAUUGAUACCAAAGUUGAAGUUAUUGAUAGCAUUGUAAAAUGCAUAUGUGUACUGCAUAACACAAUCAUAGACAAGGAAGGAAUUGAACAUCAUCUAACUGAGACUGUUAACUCAGGGAUUGAAGAACAGAAUCCUGUACAUCAGGUUGGAAGGCUGGCAAACGAUGCUGUGGAUGUGAGGGAAAUAUUUAAAAAUUUUCUGUUAAACAAUCCUUUACUACAUAUGCCCCAGACAUGAUAUUUGCAAUGUUACUUGAGAAUGCUAUAUAGCUACUUUUACUAGCUACGAGACAAUUACUUAUAUUUCCAUUACUAUUUGUGUACAUAGUCAUUGUACAUACAAUAACACUAUUAUACCUUCAUAUUUCCUGUUUCAUCCAUUGUUUUACUUAUCACUUAUCGAAUAUAAUACAUCAGCUUUUAAGUACUGUAGAUUAC